Molecule: messenger RNA, 1834 nt
Organism: Cygnus olor (mute swan)
Lineage: Eukaryota; Metazoa; Chordata; Aves; Anseriformes; Anatidae
Product: ankyrin repeat domain-containing protein 26-like
Exons: 8
Coding region: 209-1705 (498 amino acids)
Source: RefSeq, a predicted model, not a curated record
CUGGUGGUGGUGGCAUUGGUGCAGCUGGUACUGGUGCUACUGGUGGUGGUGGUGGUGGUGCUGCUGCUGCUGGAGGUUCAGCCAGUGGCAGUGACCUGGGCCCCGCUGCUCCGUGGGGCUCAGUUCCUCUGUUGUCCGCCUGCGCCCACAAGCAUCUGCCGAGCCCAGUGGCAAGGCAAGGUGGUACAGGGCCCUGUUCUUCUGAAACAUGAAGAAGAUCCAGCGGCUGCUACGGAGGCUGAGGAGCAAUACCAGGAAUGAGCUCUGGGCACAGCACAUGGACUUGCCGCACCCCGCGGCCGCCUGUGGCGACUCAGCCCUAGUGCAGCUACAGGCAAAGGAGCAUGGCAUCAUCCAGCAGGACAAGGACAACGGGCACAGCCCUUGUGUGCAACCCGUGGGCUGCAGAGAGCAGGAAAAUGAGAGAGAAGCUGCUCCAUGCAGUGAGAAAGGGACACCAGCAUCCAGCGCUGGCCACGGGGCAGGAGCUGCUGAAGCCAGACAAUGUGCACCCACUCUGGAGAGAGCAGAUGAGCCUGCUGUACACUCAGAGCCUGCUGUCUCUAAGUCGCCAUCAAAUGAAGAAGAGGCUGUCCAGCAUAGUAGCAAAAGCUCUGGGAGCAAGGACACAGAAAGAACAGUGGAGCCAAAGUCUGACUUGCUUGUUUUCUCCCCGAGCCCUGGAAUUCAUCAGACAUCCGAAAGUGCUUCUGAGCAAAUGUUUCAGAGAGAACGUGAGCAAUGGCUGCGUUUGCAAGAAAAACUCUAUCUCAACAUCUCUGAGAUGCAAGAAAGCAACAAGAGCUUGUCUCAGCAGCUGAGCAAAGCUGAAAGAAAAGCUAGUAGGCUUGAGAAGGAAGUUGAGCAAUUGAAAGAAAUGCUCCAGGAGAAGACAUUGUUUUUAAAAACAACAGAACGAAUAUUACAGCAGGUCAGGAAGGAAGCAAAGAAAUGUCAUGCUCUAUGCCCUCAGAAAGCUCAAGUGAAAAAAGAGGCUGCAGAGAAGGAAGUUCUGCAGGAACAACUGGCCCAGCUCCAAAGCAAAAACCUUUCACUCUGUCAGCAGCUGGAAGACAUGCAGAACAAGGCCGUCCAAGAAAGAAUGAGAGCAGUCAGACAGCUGCAAGAAAAACUUGCCGAUGCUUGCAAAGCGCAGUGGGAGGUAGAAACGUCGCUGCACGUUUCUACGAACAUAUGCCGUUACCUGAAGGAAGAAAACUCGAAAUUGCAAGAGGACUUGGACAAGGCUAAUGCUAAGGGGCGUGAUCUUUCUGUGCAGCUGGAAAUGGAGCACGAACAGUUGCUGCAGACUGAAAUGGAAAAACAGAAGCUGCAAGAGCUGGUGGCUUCCCUCAAGCUUCGCUUAGAGACUGCUAGGGUGGAUAACAGCACAUGGUCUCAAAGACAGAGUGAAGAAAGAGUCCGAGAAGAAAUGAAACAGAAGCAAGAACUCAAUCUCCUUUUUCAGGCAGUCUCUCAAGCCAAAUUAGAGCAAAUCAGCAGCCAAGAAAUGGCUGUUAGAAAGUAUCAGGAACAGCAAAUUGCAGCUCUGGAAUCAGAAUUGGAGAGAACACAAAGCUUGCAGCAGGAGACCGCACUGCAACUAGCAUAUGCACAAGCAGAAAUAGACAGGUCAAACAAACAGUAUUUGUUGGGGCAGGAUAGUAGAAGAUGCCUCACAAAUAAUUUAAAUAGUCACCAGUGAGCAUGAACUCGGAUCUGCUGGGACUUCUCAGAUAACUCCUGGCAGAUCUUUAAAAGUAAACCAAGUCCAGGUUGCCCCUUUCAACACAACAGAGUUAUACCCCAAUGAUUUGAAUAAAAAAAAUUUAAA